AUGUCGGUCGUAUCGCUUCUCGGCGUCAAAAUCCUCAACAACCCUGCCACCUUCACCUCUCCCUACCAGUUCGAAAUCACUUUUGAGUGUCUCGAGCAGCUGCAGAAGGAUCUGGAAUGGAAAUUGACAUACGUCGGGUCCGCUACUUCCUCUGAGUAUGACCAGGAACUUGACUCUCUGCUCGUCGGUCCCAUCCCGGUCGGAACCAAUAAAUUCAUCUUCGAGGCCGACGCGCCAGACCUGAAGCGCAUUCCCCCCUCUGAGAUUCUCGGUGUAACUGUCAUCCUUCUCACCUGCAGCUAUGAUGGCCGUGAAUUCGUUCGCGUUGGCUACUAUGUCAAUAAUGAGUACGACUCGGAGGAGCUGGCUGCCGACCCCCCAGCCAAGCCCGUGAUCGAGCACAUCCGUCGCAAUGUCCUGGCUGAGAAGCCCCGUGUGACCCGCUUCGCUAUCAAAUGGGAUACCGAUGAGUCUGCUCCCGCCGAGUACCCUCCUGACCAGCCGGAAGCCGAUAACCUUGAUGAUGAUAGCAAUACCUACGGCCAAGAAGAGCGCGAGCUUGAGGCCGCUCUGGUUAGAGAGCUCGAGGAGUCCAAUAAGCCCGCUGAUGGUGAAGACCAGGAGAUGGAGGGUGCCGAGGGCACUGCCGGCAAGGAGGAUGAGGAGGAUGAUAUAUCCGACGCUGGAUCCGAGGACCUCGAGGAAGAGAGCGAUGAUGAUGACGAUGAUCUAGAUGAGGAGGAGGGUGGUGAAGCUGGGGAGGGUGACGAAGAUGUUGAGAUGGGUGACGACGCCGACCAGAAACACCAGCCCCAGCCCGAGGUCAUGGUCCACUAG
Penicillium chermesinum is the source of this 837-nucleotide messenger RNA. It is a transcript of the gene asf1, whose product is annotated as nucleosome assembly factor ASF1. Gene Ontology annotation, biological process: nucleosome assembly; nucleosome disassembly; DNA replication-dependent chromatin assembly. The transcript is spliced from 4 exons. Gene Ontology annotation, molecular function: histone binding. Bases 1 to 837 code for a protein of 278 amino acids. Gene Ontology annotation, cellular component: nucleus. The record is from RefSeq and is a predicted model, not a curated record. NCBI's taxonomy places the organism in Eukaryota, Fungi, Ascomycota, Eurotiomycetes, Eurotiales, Aspergillaceae.